This is a messenger RNA of Exserohilum turcica Et28A, 813 nucleotides long. RefSeq lists its product as uncharacterized. The transcript is spliced from 4 exons. The record is from RefSeq and is a predicted model, not a curated record. NCBI's taxonomy places the organism in Eukaryota, Fungi, Ascomycota, Dothideomycetes, Pleosporales, Pleosporaceae. Bases 1 to 813 code for a protein of 270 amino acids.
AUGGCCGAAAGAGGCUACGGCGAAGGCCCACCGGGCCGUGGGCAGCAGAGCGCAAACACGGGCGAAGAGGCGGCUUUGACUGAGCUUGAGCCUGAUGCGCCCAAGCUAGUUUUGUUCUCAGACUUGAUCAAGAGCCCCAUUGUAGAAGUGAUUGUUGGAUCCGGAGAGAACCACGCCACAUACUCAGCACACGAGGCGGUGCUCCUCAAGUCGCCAGAGCUAGGCAAGCAAAUCGACGGCUUUGCGCCAGGAGGGCCCCGUCAAAUCCUGUAUCCAGACUGCGAUGUGGACGCCAUGGGCUCCGUCAUCGAGUACCUCUACAUAGGCGAAUACUUUCCCCGCAAGACAUCGGCCGCGCGCGACGCAUCGCUCGAGAAAGACCCGCGCCUCCCCGAAGUAGACAACGAGGGUCUCGGCCUCCUCGUCCACGCACGCAUAUACACACUGGCCGACCGCCUGCAGCUCCCAGACCUCAAGUCGCUGGCGCACUCCAAGAUCCACCGCACGGCAUCCACGGCAAAGGGCGAGCUCGCAUACGCGCGCUACGUGUACAAGGAAUCCAACCCCGAAGACGCGACCAUCCGCAAACCAGUGGCGGCGUUUUGGGCUACGCGCAGCUUCAGCCUGCGCCACGACGCAGAGCCAGAGUUCAAGGCCAUGUGUCUCGAGUUCCCCCAGUUUUCAUAUGACGUGCUGCAGCUGGUGCUCGACCAGCAGGAGAAGAAGCGCGGUUCCGAUGAGACGCCCACGCGGAGUGGGCCUAGCGUGGUUCCGGGGAGCACGAGGAAGAGGGCUAGGGUUAGUCAAAUCUAA